GCACUCCUCCUCUCGAUUUUUCCCCGUUCACAAGCCGCUGUAACCCGACCAGAAGAGCUUCUUCGCAUCCGAGAGGCUGGGGCUGGUGGUGGUUCGAUUUGCUCGAUUUUGCUCGAUUAGUUUUAUACAAGCUCGGCGUUUGGUACGGUGGUCGUCCGUUGGUUUUCGGUGCUCAUCCGUUGGUUUUCGGUGGUGCUGAAACGGGCCAUUUCGAUCAUUUAAGAUGAAGUGGUUAGCUUUAUGCGUGCUGGCUAUUAUCGUAGUAAUAAGCUUAGCUGUAGCCGAUGGGGAAGUAUGGGAGGAAGACGACCAUGAAGUACUCAUAAGGAGUGAAAGAGGCGCCAAAAAUCGCGGUAAGCAAGAGUGCAGAUACGGCAAGGGCGCAUGGUCGGAAUGCGAUCCGAAAACGAAUCAACGAUCUCGCACGCUCAGCUUGAAGAAGGGCAAUCAAACGAGUUGCGAGCCCACUAAAACGAUUCAAAAGAAGUGCAAAAAAGCUUGCAGAUACGAAAAAGGUACUUGGAGCGAAUGCAACGUCCAAAGCCAGAUGACGAGGAACGACAAAUUGAAGCCCAACAGCGACACUUCUUGCGAAUUGACCAGACAAAUAUCGAAAAAAUGCAAAGCAAAAAACGCCAAACCGACAAAAGAUAAGAAAGCUCCUCGUCGCAACAGGCAGUAAAGAAAAUUUAGCGAAUUAGGAUUAAAAUAAUAAGUCGAAUAACUUACCCUACUCCUUCAUCUAGCGAUUUCAUCCAAAAAUAUUCAAAUCAAACUCAUCCAACUAUAAAUAUAUAUCAUUAAUCGUUAAAUAGUUUCUAUUGUAAUAUGUAUAAAUCAUAAUUUCUGUAUACAGGGUGUCUCUUAAGUCUUAUAACUGCGUAUAGAUCUUUUAAGUCUAAGCAACUUUUUCAAGUAAUUUUUUUAGUAUUCUAAAAAAUAAAAAAGAUGGAAAUUUUUGAAAAUUUCUUUAAAUUUCGAAUAUUUUCCAAUACGUACCUGCCAUUACCAUGCAGGUGUCAAAAAAUAAUAAAUAAUUAAUGACAAAAAUUUAAUUUUUCGAUUGCUGAAUUGAAAAUGGCUCAUCUUUAUGGAAAUAAUAAAUUGGUGGACAUGCCAAUUAUUUAUGGAUAGUUUCCAAAUCGUUUCCAAUCAAAAUGGUGACAAUUUUGAGCGGUUCCUUUAACUUUUAACGAACAGGGCCGUAUUAAUAAUUAAAAAUUGAAAAAACAUGCUCUCUUAUUUUCCAGAAUAUUACAAAAUUCUACUUGAAAAAGUUGCUUAAAAUUAAAAGACCUGUAAGCAGUUAAAAAAAAGAACUCAUGAGACACCCUGUAUGUAUACCCAUAUAUUACAAUGUUUCAGUCGUUGCGAGCAAAAGUUGCCGGAAUUAUGCCGUCGAAUUGGGAUUUUAAUUCGUUAAAAUUGGCUGCUCCGAAUUACUCGAAUUUACUUUUACCCUGCUUAAAAGUUAACGCGAGACAAGACGAACUUAUAAAUAAAUCAUGCCGGGGAACUGGACACAGGUCCUCAUUAAUAUGCCGGCUUGUUAUGCACGAAGACACGACCGUACGCACCGCAUAAAUUCGUUCCAUUUCCGAUUCCGAACGCGGCCAGAGAGCAACGAAUAAGAAUAAUUCCGGGCAAAUAAACCAUUGUUCGUAAUGACAAACGGAUAAAGCAGAUCCAUUUUCGUAAGCGUGUAGGCCUAAGGUCCUCACUGCCAUGCAUCGUAGUUUAAAUCCAUCAUCAUCAUCAUCAUCCCCCGACCCUCGUCCGAGUCUUUAUUAAGUAAUACAUUUCGUGAACCCGAUUUUAAUGGAGAUAUCAUGCGUAAUUUUAUGGCAUUGUUAACGAACCGUUACAGACUGUUAUUUUGUAAGACAACGAGAAUUGUUUUAAUGUGUUCACAAUUUUAUUGCUAAUUAUCUUGUGUGAUGCAUAUACUAAGUUGUAAAAACAAUUCCAGCUAUACUAAUGGCUGUAAUUAUGCAUAGUGAUGUCACUGAGUGUAGCCAAUCAUUGUGCUCUGUUUUAAGAUCAACCAAUAAGAGCCCUCGGUGAAUAGUGGCGUCACAGCUAAGAAUUUUAGCCAUUUACUAUAGGUAGAGUUUAUUAAACAUGUAUCAGCUUUACAAAGAAUUUCCACGGUCUAUUUAAACACAUCGAAUUUGAAUUUUACGUCUCCAUUAAAUGGCGAAUUUAAGAAUGUAUAGAUGUUUGUUGUAGAAAAAAAAAUACAUUUACUGGUAAAUCAUUAAAAUAUACGUAGGCAGUGUGUGUUAUAAUCUAUAUUGUUUUAACUUAGAAUACCUACUUGCGUUUUAAUAUUUUUUACUUGAUAAUUUAAGGAUAUAAUAUUAUAUGUGGCUGUAAACUUAAUACUAUAUCAAUGUAUUUGACACAAUUCUAUUAAAAAAUAAAAUGUUUAAAAGAUA
Molecule: messenger RNA, 2438 nt
Organism: Phyllotreta striolata
Lineage: Eukaryota; Metazoa; Arthropoda; Insecta; Coleoptera; Chrysomelidae
Source: the annotation of a GenBank genome assembly